CACUACACAAGGGACGGGUACGGUGCUCUCCCUCCCUCUCCCUCUCCCUCUCCCUCUCCCUCUCCCUCUCGUACAUGCAGUCACAGGCGCGGGCAUUCAGCGUUGCCAAUUGUGUUCAGAAGUCGGAGGUUUUUGGGCGAUAAGGGUCUGGUUUAUUUUGAGUUCUGUGAAAUUCAAAUAUGCAGGGUGAUAUUAGAAAGUGGUUUAUGAAAUCUCAUGACAAAGGCGAUGGAAGUGCACCGAAGCCUGUACAGCCUGCAGAGAACAAUUUGAAGAAUCCUCCUCUGGCUGAGUCACAGUCUGAACCAGUGAAUGGUGGCCAAGAAAGAUCAAGCAGAAGGAAAACCAGCAAGUAUUUUGCGACAGACAAAACAAAGACCAAAGAAACAAUAGAAAUAGAGGAACCUUCAGUUAAGAGGAAAAUAAAAAAGGAUAGUGGUGAAUCACCAAAAACCCCUCCCUCAAAAAAGCUGCACAAAGUUGAGGAUGACGACGAUGACUUUGUGCCAGGCACUAAGAAAAACUCUGUUGAUGUUACUAUUAGUAAGAAAUUGAAGAGUGGUUCAAGUAGGGGAGUUACACAGAAACUUGUUGAUAAUGACGGAAGUGAUGAAGAUGAUGUUAAGGACAGUGAAUCUUCUCUUAAAACUGGUGGAAGGGGGCGUGGUGGUAGGGGUGCAACAGGGACAGCAGCUGGUGGAAGAGGGCGGGGUGGUGGAAGGGGUGGCUUUAUGAAUUUUGGAGAUAGGCAAAGUCCUCCUCACAAAGGAGAAAAGGAAGUUCCUGAAGGUGCUUCUGAUUGUCUAGCUGGCUUAACUUUUGUGAUCAGUGGAACUCUUGACUGUUUGGAAAGAGAGGAAGCCGAAGAUUUGAUUAAACGGCAUGGGGGCCGCGUGACGGGAUCUGUCAGCAAGAAAACGAAUUACCUUCUAUGUGAUGAGGAUAUAGGAGGAAGAAAGUCUGAAAAGGCCAAAGAACUUGGUACUGCCUUUCUCACAGAGGAUGGAUUGUUUGAUAUGAUACGUGCAUCGAAGAGUGGAAAGUCAACUGUACAAGAAGAGUCAAAGAAAUCUGUGGAGAAAUCAGUUACAUCUUUGCCAAAGAAAAGCCCUCAAAAAGUGGAAGUUAAAAGCAACUCAUUGGCAACAAAUGUGGCUCGAGAAGGUUUGAACUCAGACACCUCCCUGGCAAAGCAGAAAGAAUUGAAGACGCAAUGUUCUUCCUUGCCAUGGACAGAAAAGUACAGGCCAAAGGUUCCAAAUGAGAUGAUUGGGAAUCAAUCUAUGGUUAACCAACUUCAUAAUUGGUUGUCAAAUUGGAAUGAGCAGUUUCUGAAUACUGGAAAUAAAGGAAAGGGAAAAAAGCAGAAUGAUUCUGGUUCCAAAAAGGCAGUUCUGCUAAGCGGAACACCUGGUAUAGGGAAAACCACAUCAGCAAGGUUGGUUAGUCGGAUGCUCAGUUUCCAGGCUAUUGAGGUAAAUGCUAGUGACAGUCGUGGGAAGGCUGACGCUAAGAUCUCUAAAGGAAUUGGUGGAAGCAAUGCAAAUUCUAUAAAGGAGCUUGUAAGCAAUGAAGCCCUGAAUACAAAUAUGGAUAGCAGGUCAAAGCAUCCAAAGACAGUACUCAUCAUGGACGAGGUAGAUGGAAUGUCUGCUGGAGAUAGAGGUGGAGUUGCUGAUCUUAUUGCCAGUAUAAAAAUAUCCAAAAUUCCUAUUAUCUGCAUCUGUAAUGACCGCUACAGUCAGAAAUUGAAAAGUCUUGUCAAUUGCUGCUUGGCUCUCAGCUUCCGUAAACCGACAAAACAGCAGAUGGCAAAGAGAUUAAUGCAAGUUGCAAAAGGAGAAGGUCUUCAAGUUAAUGAGGUAAUUGCUCUUGAGGAACUUGCAGAGAGAGUCAAUGGAGAUAUGCGCAUAGCACUAAACCAGUUGCAAUACAUGAGCCUCUCUAUGUCAGUCAUUAAGUAUGAUGACAUUAGACAGCGACUACUAAGCAGUAGGAAGGAUGAGGAUAUCUCACCAUUCGUGGCUGUUGAUAAGCUGCUGGGCUUUAAUGGGGGGAAGCUUAAGAUGGAUGAACGGAUUGACCUUAGCAUGAGUGACCCUGAUCUCAUUCCGCUUCUAAUACAGGAAAAUUAUAUCAAUUAUCGGCCUAGUGCAGUUGGUAAAGAUGACAGUGGGGUGAAACGUAUGAACUUGAUUGCCCGUGCUGCUGAAUCUAUUGCUGAUGGGGAUAUAGUAAAUGUGCAAAUUCGAAGAUAUAGACAGUGGCAGCUCUCUCAAACUGGAUCCUUGGCUUCUUGUAUUUUUCCUGCGGCAUUACUGCAUGGACAAAGAGAGAUACUUGAACAGGGAGAACGUAAUUUCAAUAGAUUUGGUGGUUGGUUGGGCAAAAAUUCGACAAUGGGCAAAAAUUUAAGGCUUUUGGAGGAUUUCCAUAUUCACUUCCUUGCUUCUCGUGAGUCUAAUGUGGAAAGGGUGACUCUUCGUCUAGAAUAUCUUAGUCUUCUUCUUAAACGAAUGACUGAUCCUCUUCGGGUGUUGUCUAAGGAUGAAGCUGUUAAGGAAGUUCUUGAGUUAAUGAAUGAAUACUCGAUAAGUCAGGAGGACUUCGAUGCUAUUGUUGAGUUAUCAAAAUUUCAUGGACAUAAAAAUCCACUGGACGGAAUACUACCAGCUGUCAAAUCAGCUCUGACAAAAUCGUAUAAUGACGGACGUAGAUCCCGGUUGGUAAAAGCUGCAGAUUUAAUCACACUUCCUGGAAUGAGAAAGGCCCCUAAGAAGCGGAUUGCAGCGAUCCUAGAACCAUCUGUUGAUGAAUUUGGACAGGAGAAAGUUGAAGCGUUGGGCGAAAGUGAAGAAGAAAGUUCUUCAGACAGAGAGGACUCAGACAUUGCCAAUGGCGAAAAGCUGCAGUCAGAAUUUCGAAGUUUGCGUUCAAAAGGAAUUCAAGUAGAAGUGGAAUUGAAGGGCACUGAUUCAAAGCCCAAAAAGACAUCAGCUGGCAGAGGUAAAGGCGGGGCUGGCUCUACACAGAAGACACCCUCAUGUAGAGGAAAAGGAGGAUCUGAAUCAUCAGAAAAGAAAGGCAGGCGGAGUUCGGGGGCUGGAGCCAAACGAAAGAGGAGAUGAAAUGGAAGAACCAAAGAGGAAAGGGCGAUACAUGUAUAGCCUUGAGUUUGUUUAUGCUCGUGCUAGAAGGUUUGCCUGUGCAAUAUAAUAGACCGAUUUUACAUCGGAGCUGGUCAUGAGGGUAGGGUCAUGUGGACCAGCUCGAAGGCACAUUUCCUUUCUUUACUUGGUUGUGCCUUCGAGCUCUACUGGAAAUGGUCAACUUUCUUUCGUUUCUUCCGAAUAAAGCCACAGUUGGGCUUAAAAGGUCAGGCUCUAUUGGGCCUAUGUGAUAGCCUCAUGGUGAGACUGAGGGAUGACUGGUUAUUGGAUCGAAUGAAUUGGGAUUCCCUCCUCUUUAUUUUCAGAAAAGAGAGCCUCCAAUCCCUCCUUUUAGCAUUCAAUUUUUUUUUUAAUUUUUUAAAAAAUAAAAAUAAUAAGUAUGUAAAAUUAUUGAUUUAAUGAUAUUUAAAAAAAUUAAAAUUAAAAUUAUAGGAAAAAAACCGUAGUGGAUCUGUGAGAAGUUAGAUGUGGAGGCAGUCCACUUGGAAAGGAAUGGAAUGGGAGGGAUUCCAAUCCGGAGCGAACGCCAACUUAUGUAGGAUAAACAAAGCUUCAUCAAAAGUUUAAACUAAAUGGCUUAUAGAGGAUUUUGAUUGGUGCGAAUCGGACAGAUAAUUAGAGUCGCAGAAAGUGUAGAUCUUAGAAUGGGAGAUUCCGCAACAGAGACCAAAUCCUUCUUUAGGAGACACUGGGAAGACUAUUAAGGAGUUCUGGAGAGGAGAGGUUUCCGUUCCUUGAAGACUAUACACGGUUCACCGAUCGGCCCCUCCCUCGCUGGUCGUGUUCCGAUUAAGUUCACGGCCCCGUCGUAAUAGUAAUACUCUUCUUCCCCUCUCUCUUCGCAUAUUCAUUAUUUAUAUAGAUGAUUAUGUGUUUGUUGAUUUGCUUCCUUGUUGGAAUUUCUGAAUAAGCUCUGUUUCUCUCUCCUGCUGCUGCUUUUUCUGUUUCAUUAUUAUUUUUUCAUGUAUUAUGUUGAGCUAUUUCGUUAUCGAAGUAUUUCGUUUAGCGAGGUGACUGCCUUUGUACUUAUCUGCUUGUUACCAUAGGCAUCGCGAAGCAUCGUAUCAUUAUUAUUUAGGUUAUUUUAUUUUAUUGGCAGAUACGAAUCUGGAUUUACUUAUUUUCAUUGUAAAAUCUGUUGUUUUUUCUUCUGGAUGGAUUUCUACUUUUAAAGCUUCAUUUGUAUUUCAUCUUCGUUGGUAAGUUGUUGUGUUUGAUGCCGAAUUAUGCAGACGCAAGUUCUUCUUUAGAACAGUGAACUGCUGUCUCAUAUUUUUUAGGAGAUGGCUUUCAAUUGUAACAUGUUUGUUAUAUGUUCACAGCUAUGUCUAAAUUUAUGUUGCUCUGUCAACACACUGGUUGUUUAUGUAGUUUGACGUUGGAUGGAGCCUGUGUCUGGACUCUUGAUGUAAAAUUCAACUCUCAUCUCUGUUUAUUAUUGUGUGAGGUCAUUAUGCCGACUCGUGAUUUUAAUGCCUGUGCGGAUGAGAAUUUUAGAUGACUUGUGAUGGGUAGGUUGGAUCAUCAUUUUCUCUGGAAGAGGCAUUGCAGUUGGGAAGUUGGUUAUGGUUAUUCACAAUGUUAAUUGUAGUUGGUGGUGAGAUGAGCUCAAACAACUUGUAGAGGACCAUAUGAAGUGGAGGCUUUUGAGUUUUGAGGAGUGGCGUUUGAAGAUAACUCUCUUUAUCAAAUUCUGAUUUUGAGCAUGAGGGUUCUGUUCGCUCAAUUUCCUGUGGGAGGUGAUAUGGGAGCUAUGUUUGGCCAUCAAGAAUUCCCGCACCUAUUUCCAGCUGAAAACUGCCAGGGAAGCAGAUGAGUGUGGCAUUUAAGGAAGCAUUAUUGGAGCUGUUUCAACUGCCGGUAUUACUUGGAAAUACUCAAGGAGUCUGCAUGGUGCUGGGCUUCCUUUCUAGAGUUAUUUUUGGUUGGACCUUUGGACAAGAAGUUGCAAAUCACCGGAUGCAACUUUACGGGUUGGACACCUUGGCUGUGCAGAGCCACAGACUAAGUUCAUGAAGUGGUGGCAAAACAAAUUUUCUUUAUGCAGAUGAUGCUGAUUUUUUAGGGCAUGUAGCUUUUGGAUGACAUGCCAGUAGUUUCGUGGAUCAUGCUGUCACAAUGAGAUUGUAGUGGACACUUACGGUCUGUGCUCCCAGAGUUUGGCGCUUUCUCGGCUUUGAUAUAGAUCUAUGGACCUUGAGUGGUUUUGCCUUGGGAAGUCGACUUGAAAACUAGGUUACAUGCCAGAGGCUCAUCUGGGUUCGUGUUCCUGUCUAGGCCUGGUCUCUUCUUUGUUUACUGCUCUAGAAUUGGUAAUAUUGCUCUGAGAACUUGGACAAUAAUGUUGGCUCCAAUUGAAUUUUGGGUUGGGCUCGAAUUUAGUUAGAUAGCCUUAAGCCCAAGCCCAGACAACCUGGCCCCUAUAAAGUGUAAAGUGUCUUGGGAUAUUCCGAUUUU
Molecule: messenger RNA, 5627 nt
Organism: Tripterygium wilfordii
Lineage: Eukaryota; Viridiplantae; Streptophyta; Magnoliopsida; Celastrales; Celastraceae
Product: replication factor C subunit 1
Exons: 26
Coding region: 180-3128 (982 amino acids)
Biological process (GO): DNA repair; DNA replication
Cellular component (GO): DNA replication factor C complex; nucleus
Molecular function (GO): ATP binding; DNA binding; ATP hydrolysis activity
Source: RefSeq, a predicted model, not a curated record